Musa acuminata AAA Group (dessert banana) is the source of this 545-nucleotide messenger RNA. Its product is annotated as large ribosomal subunit protein eL33w-like. Gene Ontology annotation, molecular function: structural constituent of ribosome. The transcript has 4 exons. The record is from RefSeq and is a predicted model, not a curated record. Bases 92 to 430 code for a protein of 112 amino acids. Lineage: Eukaryota; Viridiplantae; Streptophyta; Magnoliopsida; Zingiberales; Musaceae. Gene Ontology annotation, biological process: cytoplasmic translation; ribosomal large subunit biogenesis. Gene Ontology annotation, cellular component: ribosome; cytosolic large ribosomal subunit.
CCCAUCUCCGAAACAGCCACUAGGGUUUCCCACACUUGGGGUUGGCUGCUCUUAGUCGGCGCAUCGGUCGCGGGCACCCUCAUCGGCGGAGAUGGUGAAGGGGCGGCAAGGCGAGCGCGUCAGGCUGUACGUCCGCGGGACGAUCCUCGGAUACAAGAGGUCGAAGUCGAACCAGUACGAGAACACAUCGCUGGUCCAGAUCGAGGGGGUGAACACCAAGGAGGAAGUCGCUUGGUACUGCGGCAAGAGGAUGGCGUACAUCUACAAGGCGAAGACGAAGACCAAGGGGACGCGGUACCGGUGCAUCUGGGGUAAGGUCGCACGCCCCCACGGCAACAGUGGCGUCAUCCGCGCCAAGUUUAAAUCCAAUCUGCCGCCUAAAUCCAUGGGUGGAACGGUCAGGGUUUUCAUGUACCCCAGCAACAUUUGAGGAGGUGAGCUUUUACAUUCACCUGUUAUGGAGAAUGUCAUUUCGAGAAAUGUACUUGUUUGGUUCUAUUUUCUUAUUGUUCUCUUGUUAUUAUUUAAUGUUUUUCUCCAGCAUU